Nerophis lumbriciformis (worm pipefish) is the source of this 2724-nucleotide messenger RNA. RefSeq names its product prolyl 3-hydroxylase 2 (gene p3h2). Gene Ontology annotation, molecular function: protein binding; L-ascorbic acid binding; procollagen-proline 3-dioxygenase activity. Gene Ontology annotation, cellular component: endoplasmic reticulum. The record is from RefSeq and is a predicted model, not a curated record. Lineage: Eukaryota; Metazoa; Chordata; Actinopteri; Syngnathiformes; Syngnathidae. Gene Ontology annotation, biological process: collagen metabolic process.
AGUCAGAGCUAAAUGUGUCCCCCCCGAGCGAAGGAGCCCUCAUUCCCCGGCAGCAUGCGACCUGACACCUGCGACUAAAUGGCCGAGAAGCCCCAGCCGACUUGUGUUCUGUUGACCGACAGCCGCCGGUAGCAUGGCCGCCAACUUUCGCCUCGUCUUGUCCGCGCUGCUGCUCGCCGUCUUCCCGCCGUCUUCGCCCGCCGCCUUGGAGCCCUCGGACCUGCUGUACGAGUCCGCCGUGCGGGCCUUCUACGGCGGCGACUACGGCGGCGUGGUGCGCUUCAUGGAGGCGGCGCUCGGCAGCCACGCCGAGGUCCGCCGCGCCAAAGUCCGCUGCCGGCUGAGGUGCCAGGACCAGCACCGCUUCCGGGACGACUUCAGCGAGCUGGGCUUCUUCGACGUGGUGCUGCGCCGGGCGGCGUGCAUGGACGCCUGCGUGGAGGAGGCGGUGGGCGUGCAGUCCGUGCAUCGAGUCAGCGAGGACGUGGUGCAGGACUUCAACCGCAGGAUUCCUUACAACUACCUGCAGCUGGCCUAUCUCAAGCUGAAGCAGCCGGACAAAGCGGCGGCCGCGGCGCACACCUACUUCCAGGCCAAUCCGGAACACGUGGAGAUGGGUCAGGACCUGGAGCAGUACAAGGACCUGAAGGGGGUCAAGGAGGACCACUUUGUGGACCGAGAAGCUCGUCCUCACCAGCGCUCCUUUACGGCGGCUGUGACUUUAUACGACCAAGGCGACUACGAGGGAGCCAUCCAUCUCUUCGAGGACGCCCUGUUGGAGUACUACAAAGCGGACGUGGAGUGCCGGGCCCUGUGUCAGGGGCCACACAGGUUUGAGGGCCACGACCACCUUCGCUACCGUUACAGCCUCUAUGAAGUCAUAUCAGAUCACUUCACUCAGGUGCUGCACUGUGAACACGAGUGCGUCAGAGACCUCGCCACCCGGCCGGGCCGCCUGUCCCCCAUGGAGAACUACCUUCCUCUCCACUACGACUACCUCCAGUUUGCCUACUUCCAAGUGGAAAGGCCGGAGGAGGCACUGCAGUGUGCGCUCAGCUACCUUUUAUUCCACGCGGGAGAGGAGUUCAUGACGGAAAAUGUGGACUACUACAAAGAGGUGCUGGGACGCGACCUUGGACCGAGAGAGGAGGCCGCCUGGUACCUGAGGAGGCACGAACAGGAGCUGGAUCUGCUUCUGAUUGGAAGUCAAACCAUGGGUGUGGACUUCGUUGAGGGGAAUUACUGGAGCAGCUCAGGUGGGAGAGACAACACCAACAGGAUUCCGUCGGGCACAGACGGGGGGAUGGAGUAUGUUCCAAUGUGGGAGAAGAAGAAGAAGGAGAGUGUGGUUGUAUCGCAGCAUCUGAAAGAAGGUGGGCCCCUGCUGUAUGAAGGUGUGCGUGUGGUGCAUGACUCCGGGGCCUUGAACGGGACCCAGCGGGUUCUUCUGGAUGAAGUCAUAACAGAAGAAGAGUGCUGGGCGCUGCAACACCUGGCGCACGCGGUCACCCUGGCGGGGGACGGCUACAGGGGCCGGAUGUCCCCUCACACGCCCAAUGAGAAGUUUGAAGGGGCCACCGUGCUGAAAACCCUGCAGUACGGCUUCGAGGGCCGGGUGCCAAUGAGGAGCGCCCGCCUCUUCUACGACGUCAGCGAGCGGGCCAGACGCAUCCUGGAGUCUUACUUCCUGCUCAACUCCACCCUGCACUUCUCCUACACUCACCUGGUGUGUCGCACCGCCAUCACAGGUCAGCAGGACCACAGGAACGACCUGAGCCAUCCCAUCCAUGCUGACAACUGUCUGCUGGACCCUGAGGCCAACGAGUGCUGGAAGGAACCCCCGGCAUACACCUACAGGGACUACAGCGCACUCUUGUACCUGAAUGGAGACUUUGAAGGCGGAGAAUUCAUAUUCACAGAGAUGGAUGCUAAAACGGUGACAGCGUCAGUCAAGCCCAAGUGUGGCAGGAUGGUUGGUUUCUCCUCGGGCGGCGAGAACCCUCAUGGCGUGAAGGCCGUCACCAUCGGGCAGAGAUGUGCCGUGGCUCUCUGGUUCACCAUGGACCCUCUCUUCAGAGAACUGGAGAGACUGCAGGCAGAUGAAGUGAUCCAGGCUCUGGACUCUGAGUCUGUGUGGCAUCAAGGUCUGGACAUCAACCCUAAAGAUGAACUGUAGCGGCAGUGUGGGGAUGCUAUUUAUUGUCAAAUACUUUUAUUUUUCUACUGUUUCAAAGUGCAGGUUCAAUGAUAAAUGGGGUGUGUGUUUGUGUUUGUUUGUGUGUGUGUGUGUUUGUUCUUUGUAUUUCUACCCUUCUUGAGACAUGAAGAAGGAAAAGUAUCUUCCAUAUGAGGAGGUGUGAACAAGUGAUGACAUAAAUCAUGGUCCCAAUAACAUUGCAUCUAAUAGACAGUGUCUCAUUUGCACCCCUGCUGGUGGUGAAAUCUAUCAAAAUUAGGGUGGUCUCAAAAAGAAGGGAUUUUUCACAUUGACUGUGUGUCGCUUUUAAAAGUGCUCCCCCUCUGGUCAACAUAUGAAAUAACAAGUGGGUGUAAGAAAUUGAAAUGUGCCCUCUUUGGCCAAAAUUAAUUUAAAAAUAUAUAUAUAUACACACACGUAUGUAGAGAAAUACUGUAAUAACUUGAAGAACCAAUUACAAAGAAAACAUAAUUUAUUUAUUUUUAAAUUAACUAAAAGCAGUCUUUUACGGCGCCCCUAAAGGGACA